Messenger RNA from Dioscorea cayenensis subsp. rotundata (Guinea yam), 754 nucleotides. Its product is annotated as sec-independent protein translocase protein TATA, chloroplastic. The coding region runs from base 34 to 507 and encodes 157 amino acids. NCBI's taxonomy places the organism in Eukaryota, Viridiplantae, Streptophyta, Magnoliopsida, Dioscoreales, Dioscoreaceae. The record is from RefSeq and is a predicted model, not a curated record. Gene Ontology annotation, cellular component: membrane. Gene Ontology annotation, biological process: protein transport by the Tat complex. The transcript is spliced from 2 exons.
AAUACAAGAAAAUCCGACCCGAGAGAGCGAGAGAUGAUGGCGUGUUCUUCAACAUCUCUAAUGGCGGCUUGGGCUCCGCCGAAGCCGCCCAUGGCUUUCUCCGGCUCCUUAGCUUCCACUAACUCUGUGUUCUUCAGCAAUGGCGCCGGGGCACUGUCCUCGAAGAGUCUUAGCGUGGUCUCUAAGAAGACGAGGGGCUUUGCCGGCGUUGGGACCCCAUCUAGGGGCCUCUCUGUCCGGUGCCUUUUUGGCCUUGGUGUGCCUGAGCUCGCCGUCAUCGCUGGCGUUGCUGCCCUCGUCUUCGGACCGAAGAAGCUGCCGGAGAUCGGCCGGAGCAUUGGGAAAACCGUCAAGAGCUUCCAGCAGGCAGCCAAGGAGUUGGAGACAGAGUUGAAGAAGCCACCAGAGGAUGCUGCAACUCCCACAGCCACUGAGAUCCCAAAAGCUGUAAGCUCCGAAGAAGAAAAAAAGGAACUGGAGGCAUCUACCACAAAAGAAAGCACAUGAGGUCACCAUAUUGUAAGUCAUGUAUUUCUAUUUCCUGUGUCUGCAUCAAUCAAACGUAUGCGCUGUAUCUUUCUCUAGUGCAAUGGAGGUUUAAAUGUUAACUGAUAAAAGAAAAUGCCUCUCCUUCCAUUAUUGUUUCUUGCAUCUUGAUGAUUAAAGUAUGGAUAGCGUGGAACUCCCAUUUAAGACACCUAUAUCAUCACAAUAAUGCUGCUGACUAUGAAAGCACCAGCUCUUUUCCUAGUUA